UGACAAUAGCAUCAUUGCAGUCGAUCAUCGCUUGUAUUUGUAUAUUCAAAGCAGCAGAUAAACACUGGUUAGUAAAGACAUGUGACUGGCAAAGGUGCAGCUGAUAAAGUGUGUGAAGCCGUCGGGUAUUAUUUUCAUAUAUUCGUGUGUGCACUAAUUGUGGUGACAUGAUUAACAGGAUACCAAAAGGUUCGUCGGACAUCGACAUAAUUAGGACAGUAUUUAUGUACUGUUUCGGCGUGAUGAUAUUACCCGUGGCGACAUUUUUUGGUGUUAAGUAUGUGAUUUUUAACGGUAUCCUGUCUGAUGACUCUAUCAAGGCUAAUGUGUAUUCAGCGAUUACUGCAGUAAUAGUACUGCACAUUUCAUUGGUGUUUUUCAUAAUUAAAGCAUAUUCAGAGACUGAACCUCCUAAGCCUGUUACCAAAAGGGAUUAAAGGUGAUGCCCAUUUUUUGUCAAUCAUCUGAUUUAUGUAGAAAUUUAAAUUAUUCAUCAAAAUUUAAUAGUUGAAGGCUUUAUCAGUAUUUAUUUGGUGUCAGUCGGGUGAUUUUCUUACUUGCUGUAUGAAUAAUUUGUAUGAUUAUUUAUUGUCUCUCUAGUUGUGAAUGUAAUGUAAGAUGAGAACGAAAGUGAUAAAAAGCUUUUUUUAUAGUGCAAUAUA
This is a messenger RNA of Schistocerca cancellata (South American locust), 662 nucleotides long. Its product is annotated as vacuolar ATPase assembly integral membrane protein VMA21 homolog. Lineage: Eukaryota; Metazoa; Arthropoda; Insecta; Orthoptera; Acrididae. The record is from RefSeq and is a predicted model, not a curated record. Gene Ontology annotation, biological process: vacuolar proton-transporting V-type ATPase complex assembly. Bases 168 to 437 code for a protein of 89 amino acids. The transcript is spliced from 3 exons. Gene Ontology annotation, cellular component: endoplasmic reticulum membrane.